This is a messenger RNA of Nannospalax galili (Upper Galilee mountains blind mole rat), 4191 nucleotides long. RefSeq names its product ataxin 7 like 3 (gene Atxn7l3). The record is from RefSeq and is a predicted model, not a curated record. Lineage: Eukaryota; Metazoa; Chordata; Mammalia; Rodentia; Spalacidae. Gene Ontology annotation, molecular function: transcription coactivator activity. The coding region runs from base 623 to 1744 and encodes 373 amino acids. Gene Ontology annotation, cellular component: SAGA complex; DUBm complex. Gene Ontology annotation, biological process: regulation of transcription by RNA polymerase II; positive regulation of DNA-templated transcription. The transcript is spliced from 13 exons.
ACGCGGAAACGCCCGGCUUCCCGGCCGGGCCGGGGCCCCCUGGUCUCCCCCUGGCUGGGUCCUCCUUGGGCGGGGCAGGGCCGGCCGGGGAGGGGGCGCGGGGCCUUUGUUAGGGAGCCAGGCCCCAGCCCCCGGGACAAUAGAGGCACCCUCCUGGACUCUUCUCCCCACCGGCCGGGGCUCUGGGCAGGCGGCGACCGAGAGGGGCCGGGACCCGACCCACUCUGCCUACUCUCUGGGGGGUCGGUCUGUCCCGGCUCGCUGCCGGCCUCGGGUGGCUCGGUUCUCCUCCCCCCAGUCGGUAUGAUGCAGCAGCAGUGCCGCAGGGACGGGAGAGGAGCCGGGGCACGGCCUGCUACCCUUCCCAGUGCCCCUGGCUCAUUUGUCAGUCCCCACCCCAGUCGAGGCCGGCAGCUCCUUAAACUCGUACCCACCGUUCAGUGGGGCCCCGGACUGUGGGCGCUGUUACUGAAUCCUAUCGUGGGGAUUUCUGGACUUUGGGGCUCUUGGAGAGACUUCCGGGCUGGUCCUGAGGGAGGGAGGGUGCGAUCUAAAAGAACAGCCGUGUUGCCGCCCGCUGUGCUAUGAGCAGUCAGAGCGCCGUCUCCACAAGAGUUUACAAAUGAAAAUGGAGGAAAUGUCUUUGUCUGGCCUGGAUAACAGCAAACUAGAGGCCAUCGCUCAGGAGAUAUACGCGGACCUGGUCGAAGAUUCUUGUUUGGGAUUCUGCUUUGAGGUACACCGGGCUGUCAAGUGUGGCUACUUCUUCCUGGACGAUACGGACCCUGAUAGCAUGAAGGAUUUUGAGAUCGUGGACCAGCCUGGGUUGGACAUCUUUGGACAGGUUUUCAACCAGUGGAAGAGCAAGGAGUGCGUUUGCCCCAAUUGCAGCCGCAGCAUUGCCGCUUCCCGCUUUGCUCCCCAUCUGGAAAAGUGCCUGGGAAUGGGUCGGAACAGCAGCCGAAUCGCCAACCGCCGGAUUGCUAAUAGCAACAAUAUGAACAAGUCUGAGAGUGACCAAGAGGACAAUGAUGACAUCAAUGACAACGACUGGUCUUAUGGCUCAGAGAAGAAAGCCAAGAAGAGGAAAUCAGACAAGCUAUGGUAUCUCCCAUUCCAGAACCCCAAUUCCCCUCGAAGAUCCAAGUCUUUAAAACACAAAAAUGGGUUCUCUGUCUGUACCUCUGCAUCAAACACCCUUCCCCUUCUUUUUUCUUCUUCAGGGGAACUUAGCAACUCGGAUCCUUUUAAGUAUAGCAACUCAACUGGGAUCAGCUAUGAAACUCUGGGGCCAGAGGAGCUGCGGAGCCUGCUCACCACGCAAUGUGGGGUGAUUUCUGAACACACCAAGAAGAUGUGCACAAGGUCAUUGCGUUGCCCCCAGCACACAGAUGAACAGAGGCGAACUGUGCGGAUUUAUUUCCUUGGACCCUCAGCUGUCCUUCCUGAAGUCGAGAGCUCUCUGGAUAAUGACAGCUUUGACAUGACUGACAGUCAGGCCCUCAUCAGCCGACUUCAGUGGGAUGGCUCUUCUGAUCUCUCUCCUUCUGAUUCAGGCUCCUCCAAGACCAGUGAAAAUCAGGGAUGGGGUCUAGGUACCAACAGCUCUGAGUCACGGAAAACCAAGAAAAAGAAAUCCCAUCUGAGCCUGGUAGGGACUGCCUCUGGCUUGGGCUCCAACAAGAAGAAGAAGCCAAAGCCACCGGCUCCCCCAACGCCCAGCAUCUAUGAUGACAUCAACUGACUUGGGUGCAAGGGAUAGCCUUUGGCUGAGCAGAGCCCUCUCUCCCAACCCCCACCCAGGCAGCAUAGCCUGGCACAUGGACGGCUGCUGGGGGUUUGGGCUUGGGAAGCUUGGUGGGCCAGGCAGGCAGAGGAUCCAGUUAUGUGCCCCUGGGGGGUGUCAGGGUCCUCUGCAAUGGAGCAUGACUCCUCGGCGUGGCGUGCAGGACUCAGACCUGGACAUAUUAUUAUGCCUUGGACAUAAGUUUGGUGGGGAGGUGGUUUUCCUAUUUAUUCUGUGAGUUGCUGGAUGUCCAGCUAGGCCGGGGGCCUGACCUGGGCACUGUGCCAGGGCACUGCCUGCCCCCCCACCCCAGGAACUGGACUAAGCCCUGCCGAAGGGCAUUGUGGCUACCCAGGCGGCUUUGGGUUGAAAGCUGAACCCAGAGUGGGGUCUCCCCUGGCUGCCCUCAGCAAUGUGAAUGGGUCCGGUGCUUGGAGCUGAGGGGCAGGGCUGGCAUGUCCUGUCUGUGUGCAGAGUCCUAUCAGAUACCCCUAGUCCCUGGGGUCAGCAGGCACAGAGUGUUGUCUGCUGAGGUGGGCGUCCAGAACUGCUGCCGCCUUCCCUGCCCCUUACAGGGGCAGCCCUUUCCCCUCAGUCCCCAUGGGCCUCCUUGGCAGCAGGAGCUGUCCUUUGUUGUUGGGUGCCAGGAAAGGGCCUCCAGCCUCUACAGCUUCAAGGAAUGGGAAGGGAAGGGUAGGAAGAGGGAGCCGGGUAUCAAAGUGGCUCUCCCCUGCCAUCCCUCCCUGACCCAGGGCUGGUGAGGAGUGGGGCCCCAAGGUGAGAGGGAACGGUGCUGCUUUAUUUGAAAUGUUUUCUUACCUCAUUCCCUGCCCCAGGAAGGGGCCCAGCCUCACCCUCCUGGGGUGGCCCCAUGUUCUCCUACCCACCCUGUCCCACUACCCUUCCCUGCUGGGCAGCCUGAGUUCCCAGCUGCUGCUUGCCACCCCUUCACCUUGACCAGCUUCAGUUCCUCUCAGUGCUCCCACCUCCAAAGCCUGCCCUGUUUCCCCUUCCCUUGCCGCUUUUAAGUUAUUUAUUCUGUAUUUGUGGUUUGGGGCUCUGAGGAAAAACCCUAAUCUUGUGCCUCUCCCCCUUUGCAAGGAAUAGGGUGGGAUGAGAAGGUGACCUCUAAGCCCUGGGUGGUUGGUGGAGGUUCUAGGGGCACCACUGCCCCUCUGUGGGACUGUCAUGCUAGUGUGCCCACCUGCCUGGCCUAUAUCCUGAAGAGAUGUGCUGUCCCACCUCCAUGCAGGCACCACCACCCCUGGAGCCAAGCUGGAGGGCCUCGAUAUGGGUUGGGAGGGCAGCUGACUGACACAGGGAUUGGGUUGACCCCAAGCUGAGUUCUGGCACUUGAUAUGUCUGUGCUCUCCUAGGGGGAGCCACUCCCAUAUUGGGUAGCUAGUACCCAGGACUGGUUGGACUGAUUUGGGUUAGGGACCCUAAAGGGUUAAGGGAACAACAAAGAUAGGGUUGCAGUACCUGGUCUGGAACCCCAGUCACCCCCUGGGGUGGUUCUGAUUGUGGCUGAUGCCUGGUUACAAAUUGGUUUUUAACCUAAGCAUUGUGAUUAUUUUUUAAAAAAUCAAUCCAAUUCUGACAGGAGUUAGAAUAAUCCUAAGGCCUGGGUUCCUCCGUUCUUGGCCUUCCACAGCGUUCUCCCUUGAGGGGGAAGCUACAGGGAGAGGAGGAUCCCAGUGAACCUCCAGCUGCCUCCAUAUACAGGCUUGGGAACUGGCUGAAGGUGAGGGGAGAUAGGCCAGAGCUGCUCUCCCUUCUGAGAAGUUGCAGCUCAGGCCAGUUCUCUCUUUCCCUUCUGUCUCCUUUCCCUCUGAUUGGAGGGAGUAGUUUGGGAACUGGUUUGUCCACAGAAACUUACCCAUUGUUCCUUGGCUCACCCUCAGGGCAGAGCCCCCUGCCCAGGCUGGGUAAGAUGGGCUUGGUUCAGCAGGGACCCUGAGGGAACAAACUCCUUCCUUCUGGGGAGUGUGCCCCCCUACCGUGUAGUUGAACAGGGGCUAGGAACUCCCCAGUCCCUCCCUCUAACAGCAGGCUGUGUGGGUUUCAAUUCCCAUCCUCCCCACCCUGGCUAGGUGUUGUCCACCCUGUAUCCUAUCAUGUGUCUGAGUGUGCGUGUGGGGGGGGUUCUGUACUAAUUUCCAUGGCCGGUGGCUUUUCCUUCCAUGCAUCACUCCCCCCCGCAUGCCCAGGGGCCACCCGCCUGGCAUUACCGCAUGCUGGGGUCAUUGGGGGAGGGGGGGUGGGGCUCACGCUGUCCUGUGGUCUUGAGAUUUUUAUUUUUGCAUAUGUAAUCCAUCCUGUACAGGUAGCUAACUUUGUAAACGCUGUGUAUUCCUUCUGCCCCCAUGGCUGCUGGUGUAAAUAAACUGCAUCUCCCGUUGGUA